CCCACACUCCACACUUCUAGCACUCCUCCCUUUCUAGGCUUCUCCUUGUUGUGUAAUUAUACCUUCGCAGUUACCGGUAUACAACUUGUGGACUUGCGUAAGAACAACGUUUUUGACACCACAAAACUAUUUCCUGGCAUGUAGAUACUGCUGACACAGCCAUUUGGCUAAGGUGUAGCCGCCAUGUAUUCGCGCCCAUCGCGGAAUUUCCGCAAGCCUAGCAUAGUAAUUCGCACAAAUGAGCCGGACUACAUGGUAUUUGAGCUUAAGAAUACAGAUGUCAGUGCUGCAAACGCCUUGCGGCGUGUCAUGAUAGCUGAAGUGCCGACCAUCGCCAUCGAUCUGGUGGAGAUGGAAAACAACACAACUGUACUUAAUGACGAGUUCCUGGCGCAUCGGCUGGGACUGUUGCCGCUUGUAUCCACCGAAGCGGUUGCCUGGAAGCGGCCAUUUGAAUGGUCGAGCGACGCAGACAUGAUAGAAACGGCGUUUGCUCUGGACGUCAAUUGCACAGUGGACGGUGUCAUGGAUGUAACCAGCAACGACCUGAUUCCCUUGAAUCCGGAGCACCGUGUCAUCCCCGUCAACUACCAGCUUGACGAGAAGCCCAUCGUCAUUUGCAAAAUGCGCCGCGGGCAGCAGCUGAAGCUUGUGGCACGGGCACGGAAAGGCAUUGGCAAGGACCAUGCCAAGUUCAUCCCCGUCGCUACCGCGGUCUUCCAGUAUAAGCCGCAGAUUACGCUGUCCCACAGCGCCAUGGCGGAGAUGACGGACGAUGAGAAGCAGGCCUUUGUGAACAGCGACCCCUCGAAGACCUUCAAGUUCAAUCCCAUCACGCGCAUGAUCGAGGUGGACAACGAGGAGUCGUACAUGUACGACGAGGAGUGCCUGGUGAAGGCGCGGGAGCUGGGCCGACCCGACCUGGUCACUAUCACGCAGAAGCAGGACCACUUCAUCUUCCGCGUGGAGGGCACUGGGGUGCUGCGUGUGGCGGACGUUGUACGGCAGGGCAUUGAGAUCCUGCACAAGAAGUGCAUGGAUCUGGAGGCGGGCGUGCAGGAGGCGCUAGCGGUGGCCAAGGGGCAGCCGCUGCCCGUGUCGGCGGGCGG
Messenger RNA from Astrephomene gubernaculifera, 1109 nucleotides. NCBI's taxonomy places the organism in Eukaryota, Viridiplantae, Chlorophyta, Chlorophyceae, Chlamydomonadales, Astrephomenaceae. The record is from the annotation of a GenBank genome assembly.